ACUCUUCAGUCCCUGUUUCGCUUGCCCUGCUUCUCAGACUCAGAUCAAUCAAAAACAAAAACCCAUUACCCAUCUCUCCCUCUUUCUCUUUCUCAAGGACAGAGAGUGAGAGGGAUUCGCAGACAAGAAUGAAGAUACUUUGUGACGUGUGUGACAGAGCUGAGGCCUCUCUGUUCUGUCCCUCCGACGAAGCUGCUCUCUGCUACGCCUGUGAUCGCACCAUCCACCAUGCCAACAAGCUCUCUCGCAAACAUUAUCGCUUCUCUCUUCACCAUCCUUCCUCUAAUUUCUCUCCUCUCUGCGAUAUCUGUCAAGAGAGGAGAGCGUAUCUGUUCUGCAAAGAGGACAGAGCAAUACUGUGCAGAGAAUGUGACAUUCCUAUCCACAGAGCCAGCGAGCAUACUCGGAAACAUAACAGGUUUCUUCUCACUGGUGUGAAGAUCUCUGCUUCAACCUCAAGCUCUGAUUCGCAAUCCAACGUGAAGAGACACAGAUCAUCAUUUUCUAGCGAGAAUGCUUAUUCUUCAAUGGUGGUGAAUAGUUCUCUAUUGGCCUCAGCGACUGGCAAUGGCAGCGUUGAAGACCAGUGCAUAAUUAGUAAAACCAGUUCAGUUUUGACAAGCAGCAUUUCUGAAUACUUGAUCGAGAAGAUACCUGGUUAUUGCUUUGAAGAUCUUCUUGAUGCUUCUUCAUUCCCUCCACCUAAUGGUUUCUGUUAGGUUUGCCAUAAACCCUAUAUCAACUGAACUAUUAUUAUGCAUUGAUCUUGGAUUAAGAUGUACUCAGCAAUUUCUUUCUAGUAUCGCUCACUAGCUCACACACACCAGCAUUACUUUUUCUUCUUCUUCUCAUUUUGUGUUUGCACCUAGCGAACACAUUAGAGGGAGAUAUGUUUAUUUUUCAUAUGGUAUUGUUCUUAAUAACUCUUUGUGUGGUUUUGCUGUAUAAUAUUGCACAAGUAUGAGAACCUGUCAGCAUUUGAGGAGCAUGAUGUUGAAGCAAGCAUGUAUUUGUUCAGAAGCUUCAGACGAAUCUCAUCCACUUUAAUCUGUGCUUCUCGAAUCUUCCUCAUAUUGGCAAUUCGCUGGUUGGAUUUCAGGAAAUGACUAAAGAAAACUUCGCCUAAUUGUUCAUAAAACCAAUCCUUUAUUAACGAGACAGCGUUAGAAGCUCUCGUUGAUUAAUUAACAAUUUGUAAAAUCAGUUAGAGGAUAUCAUCUGUUUAGUUAUUUGCAUUUCCUUUCUUCUUUCUGCUUUUUUUUUUGGCAAUCUUCUCAGCUUUCAAUAUGCGUUUAAAAUUCCAAUUUUCCUUCUUUUGGAAUUAG
Molecule: messenger RNA, 1325 nt
Organism: Prosopis cineraria
Lineage: Eukaryota; Viridiplantae; Streptophyta; Magnoliopsida; Fabales; Fabaceae
Product: B-box zinc finger protein 20-like
Exons: 2
Coding region: 129-719 (196 amino acids)
Biological process (GO): regulation of DNA-templated transcription; photomorphogenesis
Cellular component (GO): nucleus
Molecular function (GO): zinc ion binding
Source: RefSeq, a predicted model, not a curated record